This is a messenger RNA of Anthostomella pinea, 780 nucleotides long. Lineage: Eukaryota; Fungi; Ascomycota; Sordariomycetes; Xylariales; Xylariaceae. The record is from the annotation of a GenBank genome assembly.
AUGUCGUCGGCACAGCAAGACCCUCGAAGCGCAAAGGUCACCAGCCUUCCCUCCAUCACUUUCCUCCCUUACUCCGACAGCGACAAGCACCCGAACUGGAACACGGUUCUGAGCUCACACGUCACCGGCCUUUGGCUUCUCUUCCUCAAGAACCCCACCGGCGCAACCUCAGCCAGAGGAUGGGUAAUUGGACUCAUCACAGCAGGCGGCCACGCCCUCCACCUCUACCCCCAGCAGACGUCCGGCUGCCCGACUACCGCUAUCACCUGCACUCCGGCCUGCAGCGAAGCGGACUCCGUCCCCAGCAAGAGCUUUGCAAGGAUGCUUGAAGCAUCCACCCAGCACUUCGGACGCGCGACAAUGCCGGGCGCCAAGGUGGGAUACCUCUUGCUCACGCUGCAGCGGACUGGUAUCAUGAACUACGGACUGCGAGAAGGACGAGGUACCCGUUUCUGGCUCUGUGCCACGAUUUUCGUCCUGCGGCAGUUUAUCAAGGAACCCAGAGGUUUCGAUUUAUUCGGAGAUUGCAUCAUCAAGGAGAUGAGUCUAUGUUCGGUCGACGAAGAGAAGCAGGAGAAGCAGGAGAAGCAGGAGAAGCAGGAGAAGCAGGAGAAGCAGGAGAAGCAGGAGAAGCAGGAAACUCAGGAGGCGCAGAUCACAUCUGCUGUGAUCAGGAAAGGGCAGGCUGUGGUACACAAGUGGUCAAAGCAGGGCAAUAAGGCAUUGAGGGAAUGCCACCAGAGGAUGGAACUUUUCAAGGAUCUGAUGAGAUCGCUAUAG